CUCCUAUCCUUAUUACUGAAGACUGAAAUACUGUGUGCUCGCCUUGAACCGAGCCAAUCAAGGUCGCGCAGGCUGAUUUGAGUUUGACCAUACUUUUCGUCCGUCGCUCAGGUUAGAGAUCGAAAGGUAGUGACCAAAUUUGGUGUUGCAGCUGUGAAUGUCAGCUCAAGACCAGCCAGCUUUUGUUGUUCUUGACACCAAUCAAGGCACUAUAACUAUUGAACUUUAUUGGAAGCAUGCCCCCAAGACAUGUCUUAAUUUUUCUGAGUUAGCAAGGCGUGGUUACUAUAAUAAUGUUGCUUUUCAUCGUGUUAUCCGAGAUUUCAUGAUACAAGGUGGUGACCCAACGGGUACUGGUCGAGGUGGAGCAUCAAUAUAUGGCUCUUACUUCGCGGAUGAAAUUCACCCUGACCUAAAACACACAGGUGCUGGAGUUGUUUCAAUGGCAAACGCUGGUCCAAAUACAAAUGGCAGUCAGUUUUUUAUAACUUUGGCCCCUACACAGUGGUUAGAUGGUAAACAUACUAUUUUUGGACGUGUUGCUUCCGGUAUGAAAGUUGUCCAGCGCCUCGGUAGAAAUCUUUUUUUUCUUCAUUCUUACUGUUUUUAGGUAUGGUUGAUGUUGAUCAAGCAGAAAGGCCUCGUGAGCUUAUCAAGAUAAUCCGUGCAAACACAACGAAUACUGUAUAAAUUACCUUAUCGAUACAUAAAGUUCUGUAACGUUUUUUUGUAUAAAGUUUUGCUUCUCUGAAACUACGAUCUAAGGUCUAUGUGUUAACCUGUAAAAGAGAGACCUAUUUGGCUUUCACUAAAACUCUAAUGUGGAUCACCUAUAGUAUCUACUGGUCCACAAAAGUCGUUACGACUUAGGCCUG
Molecule: messenger RNA, 875 nt
Organism: Schistosoma spindalis
Lineage: Eukaryota; Metazoa; Platyhelminthes; Trematoda; Strigeidida; Schistosomatidae
Source: the annotation of a GenBank genome assembly